Molecule: messenger RNA, 201 nt
Organism: Trichomonas vaginalis G3
Lineage: Eukaryota; Parabasalia; Trichomonadida; Trichomonadidae
Exons: 1
Coding region: 1-201 (66 amino acids)
Source: RefSeq, a predicted model, not a curated record
AUGAACCCAGUAGGUUCUAUUUAUACAUCUAUGGAAGCAAGAGGUCCUCAAGUAAUGUUUGGUGUUGGUGCAUGGGAACAAAUAGUCGACAGGUUUUUGUAUUGUGCAAACUCUUCAAAGGAAACAGGUGGUUCGAAGAAAAUUAAAGAAGCAAACCUUCCACCGCACACUCAUUACAGGAACUACAAACUUUUCUGGUGA